Phacochoerus africanus (Common warthog) is the source of this 3978-nucleotide messenger RNA. RefSeq names its product tripartite motif containing 9 (gene TRIM9). Gene Ontology annotation, molecular function: protein binding; zinc ion binding. NCBI's taxonomy places the organism in Eukaryota, Metazoa, Chordata, Mammalia, Artiodactyla, Suidae. The coding region runs from base 527 to 2179 and encodes 550 amino acids. The transcript is spliced from 8 exons. The record is from RefSeq and is a predicted model, not a curated record.
CUCGCUGCGGAGAGGGGUUUCUCACGCCCCGCUCUCGGGUGACUGCGCCGGAGGUCGGAAGGAAGCGAGGCGAGAGAUGAGUCAUCCCGCCUAAUUCCUCUUUCCCGGUCCCCUCGCCUCCGCGCGCCGGCCCCCUCCCGAGAUCUUGAAGCCAGGAGCGAAGAUUCCCCACAUCCUCAGAGUCCUCCACCAAACCCCCUGUGGCCUGCGGAGGAGAGAGAAGUACGGGUCUUGUGGCCAAUGAGAACUUUGCUCUCUCGCCCGCCGUCCAAUAGGCCGCUGUUUACAGGCUGGGGCGGGACUAGGAGGAUAGGAGGGGGCGGCCCCGGGUUGGCGCGCGCCGCUGCUGUUCUGUGGCUCACAGAGAGAGCGCCUCACCAGGAGUCGGCGCCUAGGCGACGCGGAAAGGCGCCACUGCCACAGCCGCCGCUGCUGGCCAAGGUGCUGGACAAGACAGGCCCGUCGGCCACUCGUCAGCUCAGGCGCCGGUUGCAGCCGCCGCUGCUUCGCUCCCAGCCCAGUCCCCAUGGAAGAGAUGGAAGAAGAAUUAAAAUGCCCCGUGUGUGGCUCCUUCUACCGGGAGCCCAUCAUACUGCCCUGCUCUCACAAUAUAUGUCAGGCGUGCGCCCGCAACAUCCUGGUGCAGACCCCGGAGUCGGAGUCCCCUCAAAGCCGACGGGCCUCGGGCUCCGGGGUCUCCGACUAUGACUAUCUGGACCUGGACAAGAUGAGCCUGUACAGCGAGGCGGACAGCGGCUAUGGCUCCUACGGGGGUUUCGCCAGCGCCCCCACUACCCCGUGCCAGAAGUCCCCCAACGGCGUUCGAGUGUUUCCCCCAGCUAUGCCGCCACCGGCCACCCACCUGUCACCGGCCUUGGCCCCGGUGCCCCGCAACUCCUGUAUCACCUGCCCCCAGUGCCACCGCAGCCUCAUCCUGGAUGACCGGGGACUCCGCGGCUUUCCCAAGAACCGCGUCCUGGAAGGGGUAAUUGACCGCUACCAGCAGAGCAAAGCGGCGGCCCUUAAGUGCCAGCUCUGCGAGAAGGCGCCCAAGGAGGCCACCGUCAUGUGCGAACAGUGCGAUGUCUUCUACUGUGAUCCGUGCCGCCUGCGCUGCCACCCACCCCGGGGGCCCCUAGCCAAGCACCGCCUGGUGCCCCCGGCCCAAGGCCGCGUGAGCCGGCGGCUGAGCCCGCGAAAGGUCUCCACCUGUACAGACCACGAGCUGGAGAACCACAGCAUGUACUGCGUGCAGUGCAAGAUGCCCGUGUGCUACCAGUGCUUAGAGGAGGGCAAGCACUCCAGCCACGAAGUCAAGGCAUUGGGGGCCAUGUGGAAACUGCACAAGAGCCAGCUCUCCCAGGCGCUGAAUGGGCUGUCGGACAGGGCCAAGGAAGCCAAGGAAUUUCUGGUGCAGCUGCGCAACAUGGUCCAGCAGAUCCAGGAGAACAGUGUGGAAUUUGAGGCCUGCCUGGUGGCUCAAUGUGAUGCCCUCAUUGACGCCCUCAACAGGAGGAAAGCCCAGCUGCUUGCCCGCGUCAACAAGGAGCACGAGCACAAGCUAAAGGUGGUCCGAGAUCAGAUCUCUCACUGCACAGUGAAACUGCGCCAGACCACUGGUCUCAUGGAGUACUGCCUGGAGGUGAUUAAGGAAAAUGACCCUAGUGGAUUUUUGCAGAUUUCUGACGCCCUCAUCAGGAGGGUGCACCUGACUGAGGAUCAGUGGGGCAAAGGCACACUCACUCCCAGGAUGACCACGGACUUCGACUUGAGUCUGGACAACAGCCCUCUGCUGCAGUCCAUCCACCAGCUGGACUUCGUGCAGAUGAAAGCUUCCUCUCCAGUCCCAGCGACCCCCAUCCUACAGCUGGAGGAGUGUUGCACCCACAACAACAGCGCCACCCUGUCUUGGAAACAGCCGCCUCUGUCUACGGUGCCCGCGGAGGGAUACAUUCUGGAGCUGGAUGAUGGCAAUGGUGGUCAGUUCCGGGAAGUGUAUGUUGGGAAGGAGACCAUGUGCACCGUGGAUGGUCUUCACUUCAACAGCACAUACAAUGCUCGCAUCAAGGCCUUCAACAAAACAGGAGUCAGCCAGUACAGCAAGACCCUGGUCCUCCAGACGUCCGAGGGUAAGGCCCUUCAGCAGUAUCCCUCAGAGCGAGAACUGCGAGGCAUCUAGAAUGGCUGGCAAGCCCGGAGAGAGCCCAUGGUGUGUGGAUGGGAUCAAACCAAAGAGUCCACAGCGGCAGUUCCCAUGGCUUGGGCCGGCGGCUUCCUUUGAUAACGCUCUAAAUAAGCUGCAGCAGAAGAAGCUGAAAAGUGAAGGCCUGAAUGUGCCGCCAUGUGUGAGACGAAUGUAUCUAGGCUCUAGGGCAGGCUCCCAUUCUCCACGAUACACAUCACUGGCCAGUUUUGCCCAGACAAUUCUAAAAUGGCUUUGUAGUGCUUGCUUGUGUCUGAGGGUGGGGCCGAGGUCCUUUCCAGCUGUGGAUUUAUCUGACUGAACAUGUUUCUGAGAGGUGUGGGGUGCAGGAGCUGUUCUGAGAGGGUCUGUGGGCCACUCCUGGCUUUUAACCAGCCAGUUCCAUUGCACACGCCGGGACAGAGGCUCCCUGUGGGCCCCAGACAGGAAGAGACCAGCAUGUCGGCAUUCCCUGGCCAUUUUCACCUUGGCCCGUCCCUCCAGGCUUGGUUAGGCUGUCUGGGCCCUGCGCACAAGGUCCAUCUUGAGACCAUGCUCGCUUCUUGGCUAUACUGUAAAUAUUUUGGUCAUCAGAGGCAAGAAGAGGGGCUUGGACUUAAUGGCCAGGUAUUAAAACCUCUGAGGCUCUUAACAUUUUCACUCUAAGAACAAUUGCAACACAUGAAAUUAAACCCAUGAAGAGGUAUUUGUGGUCGGUGCCAAAGCAUUUUCAGACCUUCUGGGUGUCAUUUUAAUCAUAGCAGCCACCCCCACUCCACCAGUAUUCUCCGUAACCUCCCUCUGCAGAACUAAUUAUGUUGGUUUUGUUCAAACUCAAAAUGUUAGCUAAAAGAACUGUGGUGGUAUUUUUUUCCCACUUCCCACAAACCUCAGCACGUGCCAGUCACCCCUAAAAUGGUUCACAUGGUUAAAAACAAGCACAACUUCAAAUCCCACAGCAAGGUUGAAAGGCCCCUAGCUGUGAAAAACCACACUUGGGGAGAACUUGUAAGUCUGUGAGUGACGCCCUUCAAAGAGAAGGAUUUGGUAGUGGGAAAAUGCCUACAUGACCUAUUCCCCCCUUGGGUUAUAGGGAUGUGGUAGCUGAACCUCCCCUGCAUCAGUCAUUUAGCAGCCUCUCUCUGGGAAGAGACCUAUCAACUUGAAAGCAGUUACCUCUUUUCCCAAAGCACCAGGCUAGAUGCUAAAGCCCUCCAGGAGUCUUCCUACGUGACCCUCGAUGGGAAUGGCCCUGUUUCCCAUGUGCGUACAAGGCGGUUUGAUUGAAGAGUGAAGUGCAUGCCAUCAGAGCAGGGAGACACUUUGCAGAGAUGCUGUUAAUCUGUGUCACCAGACCUACGGGAAAACUAUUUCUGUUCGUAAUGCAUCACGGAAAUCACACUAUUCUGCUAAAAUCAGUUAUUAGCAUAGCAGCCUGAGCACUUACGUCUCUCUUUUCAUCCUGCAGGAGGAUGUAGUUUCUAAGUUUCGAUUAAUGUUCAUAAGAUUAUGGUGUCUAAUAAAUUACAGGAUUGGAACUGCGAUCCUUGGUACCACAGUCACAGAACUGGGGGUCAUUUUCUAAAAGAAACUAACGGAACAAGUUCUCUUCCAACAAAGAAACUGUACUGUAGAAAUUAAUUUCUUCCAUGAAUUUUAUAUAUUGUGUACAAAUAUAAGGUAUGUAUCUAAAUACAAAGAAAACUCUAUCAUCGUGUAGAUACUAGUAUUCUCUGUUACUGCACAGAAGUGAUUUUCUCAUGAUGAAAAUAAAGUUCACACACAUACUUUCUCCA